AGGUCAGCAGCGGGGCGAGCAUGUGGGUUACAGUCUGAUCAAUACGCAUCGAUUUCCAGGGUCUGCACACAGAUGCCCCUUUCAAUUUUUAGACCCAAAGCUGCAUCAAUUCACAGCAAACAGGUAUGACCGGAAAUUGUGUUUCAAGCCUCACAAAAUAAACGGCAAAGUGGGAGGAGCGCCGCAUGGGAGCACUUCCACUCCUUCUCCAAGUUUUCAAGAGACAGAGCAGAACAACAUGCUUCCACUCAGAAAUGUGUUGUGAAAUCCAUCCAGAGAGUAUUGCUCCCUCCAGGUGGUCCCUCGGUUCCUUUUACCCGCGUCCUGCACCUCUUAUUGAUGACAGACAUUGCCUCCGGGGGAGCGGUCGUUCACUCGCUUACUGAGGUCUGCUGCUGUCAAACUUCAGCUGACAUGGAUCUUGUUGCGCCGACGGACGCACUAAAGUUUUUGGUUUAGCUGGCUGCGGCGGGACGGUCUGACUGUUGUUAUUUUUUUUUUGGCUUCAAGUUUUUCUUCAUAAACGAACGAAACUUUUCCCGUCCCAGACAUGCAAAAAAUCAACUCCGGCGGGACGCACAGCAACACGCUGCCCCGGGACGCGGAGCUCCAGCUGCGGCUGGCUGACAGCAGAGGCUCCGGGGAAGGGAGGGAGAACGGCGCCGGGAUACAUUACCUUACCCAGCCUGAAGAUCCGGGCUCGUUUUGCACCAAACGGAAGAUGCUUGUCGGUUUGGAUCUUAUUUGCCUUUGUGUUGCCUCCAUCCCAUUUUUUGCCUGCGAAUUGAAGGCAGUGAAACCGUACAAGCGAGGCUUUUUCUGCGGAGACACCUCCAUCGCUUAUCCACUCCCGAAAAGCGAGGCAGUCCCCGACACCUUGCUCAUCGCAGGUGGCAUCGCCAUCACUGGCUUAACAAUUGCUCUGGGCGAGUGCUACCGGGUGCGUUUUCGAGGCGUACUCUCACGAGCUUUCGUCAGAAACCACUACGUGUCGUGCCUGUACAAGGAACUGGGAAGCUUCCUGUUUGGUUGUUGUGUGGGACAGUCUCUCACAAACAUGGCCAAGCUCAGUGUGGGGCGCCUGCGACCGAACUUCCUCUCUGCGUGUAACAUCACGUAUGCAUCCAUUAACUGCAAACCUGGCCAGUACGUCCCUGAGGUCACCUGCAAUGAGUCAGACCACAAGGUGGAGGAAGAGGCAAGGAAAUCAUUUUUUUCCGGGCAUGCUUCCUUUGCGAUGUACACCAUGCUCUAUCUGGCAUUCUACCUGCAGGCUAGGCUGUCGUGGCGAGGAGCUCGCUUACUGCGCCCGCUGGUGCAAUUCCUCUUAGUGAUGGUGGCGAUCUACACAGGCCUGAGCCGCAUCUUUGAAAACCGCCACCACCCCACUGAUGUCCUCACUGGCUUCAUACAGGGGGGGCUCACUGCAUACUGGGUGGCUUUUCACAUCUCGUCCAUGUUUAAGCCCUGCGCCCGUACAGGCCAGUCUCCAACAAGCGUGUCCUUGGAGAGCCCACUGUCCAGCCAGCAAACGGUUUGCUAGCAGGUGGCAUCAGGAGACAAAGAAGAGAGGACGGACUGUUAAAACAGCAAGAACAGCAGAUAGGGAAGCAAUAAACUUUAAGACAUAAAGUAAGGGAGUCAUUUCAAGACAAGGAUGUGAUGAAAGAGCACAAUCUAACGCAAUCUUAUACAUCCUGACAUUCCGAUUCACCUGCUGGCGUGCAUUCAUGUAACCUAUUUACACACUCAUGUGGAAUGCAAGAAGCACAUAUGGUGGUACGUAAUACCCGCCCAGUGAAAAGAAUGAAUAUUUCAUAUAUAUUUUAUAUAAAUACAAAAUCUAUAUUUUUAAAGUUGAUUUUAACAAGCUGCUAAUUUUUACUUUUUUUUUCUCCACAUUUUUGUCAGUCCGUUCUUACUCUCCCAAAACGGAGGGUUUUAGCAUUUACCUUAGCUUUCAUAGCACGUCUAAUCACUGCUUGAGUGAUCAGUGAGAAAACGCCAGCCUCCUCUUUAGUUUUUGCUCCUCUGUUCGACUGGGAAAAAAAAACCCAACAACAGCAGCUGUGAACUUAGACCAUAACGCCGCCUCAGAUGUGAAGAAAGCUCUAUACAAAUCAGCAGAACUGGCAGAGAUGACCAACAAGCACUUGCCUAAACUCCUGACCAUCUUUACCUCCGGUGCAACAACGUGCCACUUUACGCGUCAGACUGCCUGGCAUCACCCUGACUAAACCACUUCCUGUGUUCGCAAAGACAGCCCAGCAUUUAUGCUGUAAUACAAUGCUAUCGUUCUCUUUUGCGUUACCGAGGUGGUGAGUGGAAGGAGUCUGACCUGAUUUUGCCGCUUCCUCUAAAACGCCACUUUUCUCUACUAACCACUUUUCUCAGAAGGUGGAGGCUCGACUGAAUUUUUGUAACCUCUGACUUUUGCCGCUGGACUCCAUUCUCUGAGCAGCACCUUUUUUUUUUACGCCACUCAGACAGGAGAGAUUUCACUGCAAAACAGUAGCUCUCCUGUACAUAGUAAUUAAUAGCACUUGACAGUAAAUAACCGUAUAAUUAUAAUCUAUGUUUAUAUAUAUAUAUAUAUAUAUAUAUAUAUAUAUAUAUAUAUAUAUAUAUAUAUAUAUAUAUAUAUAUAUAUAUAUAUAUAUAUAUAAAAUUUGUUUUAAUCUGAAUAAUCAGUGUUUAUUUGUAUUAACUUCAAACUCACACACUAUGAUUUUUGUGUUAGGAUGCUAAUUGUGUAAACUGUAUGUAAAUAGAUGUCCUGUUAUGAACCACACAGAAUUUUUAAAAGUAUUAUUUUACUUGUUUGUAUAAGUGUAUGUUCAGGUGGAGAGUGCCACUCUCAUGCCUGUUGUAACAACUAGACUGAGCCACAGAUGUUAUCACAAAGCUAUAUGUGUUGUGUUCCCAGUUAUUAUUUGUUCAUGUCUUUGUCUGUGAAUGCCGCAGAGGCAGAAAUAACCACUGUACUCAAAAACACACAAAACAACCAAACCAAUAAAGUGAAUAUUGAAUGUUUUCAACUUUUUCUGCUGCCGUCUACUGUACCGUUGCAAGCAGGUGUAAAGCCUGGGCUAAGACAAAACACAAUGGGACACACUUUUAGUAGGGCAGAAAACACAAAAAUACCAGUAAAUAUCAUAUGGUUUUUGUAAAAUAAAAAACACACAUUUAUUAAACUUUA
This is a messenger RNA of Fundulus heteroclitus (mummichog), 3199 nucleotides long. RefSeq names its product phosphatidic acid phosphatase type 2D (gene ppap2d). Gene Ontology annotation, biological process: signal transduction; phospholipid metabolic process; phospholipid dephosphorylation. The record is from RefSeq and is a predicted model, not a curated record. The transcript has 6 exons. Bases 551 to 1543 code for a protein of 330 amino acids. NCBI's taxonomy places the organism in Eukaryota, Metazoa, Chordata, Actinopteri, Cyprinodontiformes, Fundulidae. Gene Ontology annotation, molecular function: phosphatidate phosphatase activity.